AUGGCACUGGCGCCGCGUCUGUCGCGCGCCCUCCGCCCCGUCCCCUCCCCCUCCCCCUCCGCCGCCGCCGCCGCCGCGCUCCUCGCCUCGACAUCGCCUCUCCCCGUACGCCGCUUCCUCCAGCUCCACGCGCACCUGCUCCGCACCGGCGUCCUCCCCCUCGCACCCGCCGCCGCCUCGGCCUUCCUUUCCCUCGCGGCCGCCUCCCUCCCGCCCCAUCGCGCGCUCGCCGUCCUCCACCACAACCUCACCCCGGCCUCCGUCCCCUCCACCUUCUGCUGCAACUCCAUCCUCUGCUCCCUCCCGGAGCCCAGCGCCCUCGGCUUCCUCCGCCGCAUGCGCGGCCUCGGGCGCCGCGGGAACGCCUUCUCCCUGGCCAUCAUCCUCAAGCCCUGCCGCACCCUCGCCCACGCGCGCCAGCUGCACGCCAACGUCGUGACCGAGGGCCACCUCCGCGACGCCCUCCUGGCCACCUCGUUGAUGCGGUCCUAUGCUACCUGUGGUGCCGGGGACAGCGCGCGUAAGGUGUUUGACGAAAUGCUUGUCAAGGACGCCGUCGCGUGGAAUGUUCUGAUCACUUGCUAUGCGAGGAAUAAGAGGACGAAGGAUACGCUGAGGCUCUUCGAUGAGAUGAGGAAAGGUGAUGGUGAGGCGGGGCCGGAUGAGGUGACCUGCAUUCUACUCCUCCAGGCAUGCACGAGCCUGGGCGCGCUCGACUUCGGGGAGAAGGUCUGGGAGUACGCGGUGGAACAUGGUUAUGGUGGCGAGCUGAAGGUGCGCAACUCAUUGAUCACGAUGUACACGAGGUGCGGGUGUGUGGAGAAGGCGUACCAGGUUUUCUGUGAGACUCCUCGGAAGAGUGUGGUCACAUGGAGUGCGAUGAUCUCUGGAUUUGCAGCCAAUGGCUUCGGGGAGGAUGCUAUCUCGGCAUUUGAGGAAAUGAGUAGAUCAGGUGUUGCUCCUGAUGCGCAGACUUUUACUGGUGUGCUCUCUGCGUGCAGCCAUAGUGGGCUGGUUGAUGAGGGUUUCAGGUUUUUUGAUAUGAUGCUCCGUGAGUAUCAGAUGAUGCCAAAUGUUCGCCAUUAUGGAUGCAUUGUUGAUCUAAUGGGCCGUGCUGGGUUGCUUGAUGAGGCAUACCAUCUUGUGGUUGAAGAGAUGAAGGUUGCACCUGAUGCAACGAUUUGGCGAACUCUUCUUGGUGCAUGCCGAGUUCAUGGUCAUGUUGAUCUUGGAGAGAAGGUCAUUAGUCAUCUAAUUGAACUGAAAGCGCAGCAAGCUGGAGAUUAUGUUCUCCUGUUAAAUACCUAUGCGGCGGUUGGGGAUUGGAUAAAGGUGGCGGAAGUUAGGAAGUUGAUGAAGGAAAAUGGAAUCCAAACUACUCCUGGCUGCACAACAGUAGAGCUUAACGGUGAGCUCCAUGAGUUUAUUGCAGAUGAUGAUUCACAUCCAAGGAAGGCUGAGAUUUACGGGAAGCUUGAUGAGAUAAACAGGCAUUUGAGAAUUGCUGGUUAUGUUCCAAAUGUGUCAUCUGAGUUGCAUGAUUUGGAUUCAGAGGGGAAGGAAUGUGCCCUGACCUAUCACAGUGAAAAGCUAGCAAUCGCUUUUGCUCUUCUUGUGAUGCCACAACGUAGACCAAUACGCCUGGCAAAGAAUCUUCGUGUUUGUGUAGAUUGCCACAAUUUCACAAAGGUAUUUUCUGGUGUUUAUAACCGAUUAGUGAUUGUAAGAGACAGAACUCGAUUUCAUCAUUUCGAGGGAGGCCAGUGUUCAUGCAAUGAUUAUUGGUAGAGCAUCCUUGCUUCUCUGCUGCAUUCAUUUAUGGUGGACAUUAAAGAUUUGAAGUGUCCAUGCACAUUUGGAUGUCAGGACCUCAAAUUUGCAACCUUGAUACCAAAUGCACUUGAUGGCCAGAUGUGAUGUGAUUCGGUGAUUUUGAGGCAGUCUACCAUCAGGGCAUAUGGACCCAAUUCCACAAGAAAAACAAACAUAAGUUGCUUAAUAUGGAUUUCAGUCACAUCUGUAUGCAGGGUCUUCCUCGAACAGUGAUGUCUGAGGCUUGGCAGUGGUUCAGUUAGAAAGACUGUACAUGCUGCUUACAGGAGCACCCUUGUAAUAAACAUGCUUUGUUGGCAUGCAAUAUAGGACAUCCUUGGCUAAAAGCGGAACAGAAAGAGAUGAUGGAUCGUGUCAGUUUCUUGUUGGUCUGAUACAUCAGGUUUCGUAGACAAGCACUACAAACACAAACAGUAAGCAAUUUACACUAAUUUGUGUUUCUUGCAUCUGUGGACCUCUUAGCAGAUAAUAUAGCCAAUAUUUGUACAAGUCUGAGAAAUUUGACUAAGCAUGGCUAUUUCAGUUUGGCAGUACUGUUUAUAUAUUAAAACCAAGUCAGUAAACCUCUCCAUACCAGAUUUUCAAGGACCAUUGGCAUUAUAUGCAUGACAAUGCCACAAUGUUGCAAUGCAAAACGCUCAAUUGCAGUCAUCUGAACAAGUUGAGAAUUACAUGGUCUACUGAUUCCCCACAAGUAAUACUUUGAACAACAACAACACCAGCAGUAUCCUUCAAAGGUUAAAAAAAACAAUAUCCUUCUGCAUUUUCUUUGACAGCAAACUGGCACCUGAAUAUUUUUGCUUUAAUUGAGAAGUCACCCAGGGCCUAACACCACGCAUGUUUGGCUAAGUCAGCUGGGGUUCAAAGUCUCACUCCUUACCUAGUCACCCAGGUAUUGUGAAUUUGCCCGCAUUCUUGUCUGGCGAAAACCCAAGCUUGCUGUACUGACCAAUUCUGUUUCAGCAGCAGCUCCCAGACUCGAUGAAUUCAUGAUCGUUGAUGUGAUACUCAAGAGCUUCACAAUCAGAUAGCAGGAGAUGCAUUUUCCACUGACACUGUUUAUUUUUCGUUUAAUGCUAUGCCUUGAGUAAACUACAUAUCUUAGUUCAUCAUACUAGAGUAGGAACGGCGGGUCAUCUUUACCCCCUGCCUGCUGUUUUGCAAACCUGACAAUUGCAUUAGUGAUCCGUCUCCUUUGAUGUUUGAAGCCUGAACACCUAUAUUUACAGAUGUAAUGUAAUUGGCAAGUAGUAUUAAA
Messenger RNA from Aegilops tauschii subsp. strangulata, 3091 nucleotides. RefSeq names its product pentatricopeptide repeat-containing protein At3g47530. Gene Ontology annotation, molecular function: protein binding; zinc ion binding; RNA binding. The record is from RefSeq and is a predicted model, not a curated record. NCBI's taxonomy places the organism in Eukaryota, Viridiplantae, Streptophyta, Magnoliopsida, Poales, Poaceae. Gene Ontology annotation, biological process: RNA modification.